AAAUAUAAAACUAAAGAAUUUUGGCUGAAUUUAGACGGAUUAAAGAGGUGAUGUCAGUUGUACUCCAUCCUUAAUGGCCGUCAACCAGUCUUUUGACGAUUUUUAGACUAUGGCAGACUGGUGACGUCCACCAUCCCAGCAAAAAGUAGCAAACGGGCCUUGCACAGAAGAUCCUCGCGGCCACAAUUUUUAAAUUAUCUUUGUUAUAAAUUCAAAUUUCUACGAAAAUAUCAUUGCCUACUAUCAAACACACAUUUAUUUAUGUCAUUAUGCCGAAAAAAACAUGUUCAGAUACCAUAAUGCACUUACAUGCAUCGAUUGUAUCCAUUAAUCUGUAAAUCUAGGACAAAUCUGACAGGUUGUGUACAUGUAUGAAACGGGGUAGAGGAUUUCGAAUAUUUUGGUCGUUAAUAGGCUCGGUUAAAUAACACUAUUAAAAAUGCAACCAUUUCAAUGCGCUGAAUGCUAACGUGUUUGAUGGGUCAAGUUGGGAGAACAUAGCUGAUAUGCCUAUGCAUUACAUUUUUGAUGAAAUAUGUAUUUGAAUGUAUCAAUAAAGCUUAUAAAGGGCGAAGUAGUCACAUUUCAGAGAUUGAGCACAGUUCACGUUCCAUCGUGAUACCGUGCAUUUAGAGCCCAAACAUUGCUUUAGAACUACAUACUACGUUAGUCCACCUAAAUGGCCGAUCGCUCAUUAUUGUAGCUACAUACUACGUAUCAAGUCAAUACAUAUUAAGAAAUUAUUUAAAAAUAACUUUUCUUUAGUUUUAAGGUAUUUUUUGUAACGAUAUAUGGAUAAAUCUGGCGGUGACUUGCCGGGAGUCUAGACAGUGAUUGUGUGUGUCUAUUUGUUUACUACUACAAGGUAGUGAUAUAUUUCCUAAAGUAAUUGACACAUACAUGGAUUGUUUAUAAAUUUAUGUAUGCGUAAUAUAGGUAAAAGAUAAAACGUAAAACUGUGCACAUAAAACAACAACAACAACACAGUCAUUCCUUGAAUGCUACAUAGAGACAGUACAAAACAUGUACAGAUAUAAUAACUUGACAACAAGAGAGAUACACAUUUUGGCAAUUACGUCAAGUUUGCCCGAGCAAGAGCAUCUGCUAAAACAAACAGAACAGCAACGACACAGGUCGCAUUCACAAAUGAUGCAAUUGUUGUCUUUGCAAUUUAUCCUUUGUGGAAUAUCCUCCUUCUUCAUGUCGCAUGUCAUGAGUGCCUGCAAUGACGAGGCGGACCUAGUGAAUGAAUUCUUGAACAGAGAAUGCAAGGGGAAGAGAAGCUGUUGGCUAUUUCUCAGCAUGGAUAAAAGACGAUCUCAGUUGAAGACUACAGGAGUCACUGGACACAAGUCACAGUUUAAAUCACCAUUACAGAAUUCCAAUCAAAACCAGCAGAACUUGAAGGGAGCAGAUGAGAGGAAAGCCGAUCUUAAGAAACAGAUAGAUGAAGCUAACAAACAGAUACAGGAGCUGCUGGAUGAGGGGUACCAGGAGUCUGAGUUACAAACCCACAUUGAGAAGUUACACGAGUACAACGAAAUCAAGGACGUAGGACAGAUGGUUCUUGGAAGACUAGCCGGCAUGCAGGGAGUUACGACGCGCGACUUGUACGAUCAAUACGGGCUAAAUCUCGAAGAUUGAAAAGAGAACAUUGGAGAUAUCGAAAGAAAGGUGUUAACUUUUUAUUGUGUAAACUUUUGCCUUACAAAAGUAAACAACUCGGCUUUUUCGCUACAUGGUUGAAUGAAGUAGAGCGUUAGCCGCCGUUACCAUACUAUGGAAAAAAGAAUGUGCCUGUAGCUUGACACGAUGUAUUCCAGAAUCACUCAUGGCUUAGAGGUGCACGAAGUAGCUUAGCUCAAACAUUAUAAGCAUUUUUUAUCCAAUUUUUACCAAAGUUGGUCACAUUGUUUAUUGCCAUUCAAGCCUUUGAACGUGUUUGAUAACCAGUCUGAUUGCUUUUGUUAGUCCAGAGUUAUGGCCCUUUGAUUGUACAAAAGAUAAAUGAAAUGCUUGGAUUGUUAAAAUAUGGUUUAACUGAGAGUGUCGGACCUCAAUGUUGCCAUGUUACAUGUAUUUGCUAUCAUCAUGAUUUGUUUAUUAUGUUUAUACUUAAAAAUUAAAUCUCAAAAUGUUC
Mya arenaria is the source of this 2140-nucleotide messenger RNA. Its product is annotated as DNA repair protein SWI5 homolog. NCBI's taxonomy places the organism in Eukaryota, Metazoa, Mollusca, Bivalvia, Myida, Myidae. Gene Ontology annotation, cellular component: Swi5-Swi2 complex; Swi5-Sfr1 complex. The record is from RefSeq and is a predicted model, not a curated record. Bases 1024 to 1644 code for a protein of 206 amino acids. The transcript has 7 exons. Gene Ontology annotation, biological process: double-strand break repair via homologous recombination.